AGCCCAAACGGACAAAUUAGCCGUUAGCACUCCUGUCGGGCGGCGUGGUAGUUUAACUGGGCUGUUUGGGACAUGUAGCUUUGGAUUUCUGUGUGACAAAGAUAAACUCACCUGAAGACAGCAGGGAUGGCUCUGGAGCAGCUCAGUGACGUGGUCCAGAGAUGUCAAGCACGCCCUGAUGACAGCUACACCACUGAGGAUCAUGACGUCUUUACGAUUGCUGGGCGAACCUGCAUCGAGGAGGGGAACAGCGUUCAGGUCCUCAGUAUCAUCCUGGAUGAAAAGAAUCAGGAAAUAGUGAGAUCAAUGGGUUGGAAUCUGCUGCCUCCCCUGAUUCAGGUUUUGCUCAAGAAAGACAACAAGAACCUUCCUCAAUGCCUGGCUAUUUUCAACCACCUGCUAGAGACUUGCAGGCCCAAGGAGCUGCUGAUCGGCCUUUUGGAGCAGCUGGAGCAGGAUGACCCUGACACAAUAGCAGAAAGCGUCCAUCUGCUGUUAAACCCUCUGCAGAAAGUGCUGCUCUGUCUGGGCAGCCGUAAGGCCUCGUCCCUGGGCAUGACCCUCUCCUCUGUGCUGGACCAGGUGGCCAAGCUGCCUCUACCUCACACCAAGGACCAAGAGGAGGAUGACGUGUUCUCGCUUUGCCGCUGCUGCACUGAACUGAUAGCCUUCAUCAGACCCUUUGUUCAGGAGGUCCGGUUAGACCUCCUGAACAGUGAAGAGCUGAGCGAGAGCAGAAACAAGGUGGCAGGUGGACAGGAUAAAGAGGAUGAACUGCGGACAGAACUGCUGAAGUUCUGUAUGAAGACUCUGAGUCACCCUUUGUUGGAGGUACAACUCAAGGAUCCUGACACUCUGGCUGUGUCUCCCCUCAGGAAUUUUGCCACAGAAAUUCUGAAUACCCUCAGUGCUAUCGGAGAGUCCCUAAGCAGUCUCGUGUACCAGCCUCUGCUGAAGAGAAAACAGCUUCCAGGCUUCCUGGAGGAGGAGGUGCGUUAUCCUAAAGAGUCGUUGGCCAGCCUGGCUCACCUGGUGUUCGUCCAUCACCUGGCUGCAGAUACAUUCCCCAGUGUUUACAAUCCCGUGUUCUGUCUCCGGUGUAACAUGGAGCACACCUGCCUCCUCUUGUCCAGAACUGAGGAGACCAGGAUUCAGAAAGGUCUGGAGCUGUAUGAGAAGAGUCUGGUGCGGGUAGUGGAUGGCAGUCUGCCUGCAGAUCUGCUGGAGAUCAAAACCUUCCUCACAGUCUCUCAGAACUUAGUGAAGGUUAUGACUAUAUGCCAGAGACAUGAUUUGAGAAUUAAAGGUUUGAAGGUGUUCCAGCUGAGCAUUGACAAAUUUGACACUGAAGCCAAAUACAAUUUUUUCCAGUACAUGCUGAAGACCAGUGGUCACUCGGGAGUCGAAGGCUACAUCAUCAAAAACAUCAAGAAUCAGAUAGACCUUGCACUGCAGCCAGAUAACAGUAACACCUGGUUUGAGGGGGUUCACCUGCUCCCUCUGCUGCGUAAGGUUCUCAGUCUCCCAGACGGCCCAGAGACCGACCUCCUGCAGUACCUGGACAGAGUUAUGGAGUCUCUGAACCUGCUGCGCUACCUGGUCAUUAGAGACAAAGUGACAGAGAACCAGACGGGGAUCUGGACAGAGCUGUAUAAAAUAGAGGAUACAUUCAUGAAGCCUCUGCGUGUUGGGCUGAACAUGUCGAGAGCCCACUACGAGAGGGAGCUGCACAACACCAUGGAGUCCAAGAAGGACAAGGCCAAAGAGGAGUCGAUGCUUUCUGUGUCUGUUGGUGAUGAGAAGCUGCCCAACAUGACAUCACAGUCACAGAUUCAGGCUCUGCACUCAGCCCUGCACACGUUCGACAUGAUCGAGAGCGUGUUGGUGCGGAUAGAGGAACUCACCGACGCGAGGGAAAACCUUUAGACCGAGUUCAACAGCCAGACACCCUCACCUGUCUCAGGAUCUCAUGGAUUAAAAAAAAAAAGCCUUCAACUGCUCUAUUGAUUUAUUUUGUUCAAAAUAAAUCAGUCAUGGAUGCAUCAUUUCAAAUUGUUAAACCAUGCAACUGCUAAUGUUUUUUUUUUUUAUAUUUCAAAUGUUUCAAGUUGUCAGCAGGUCUGCUGCGUAUUUAGAAUCAAGUAUAACUGUAAAAUCUUUCAUUGUCUACAAAACAAACCAAAUAAUGGCUGGGAAGUUUGUAUCACUUCUGUUAUACAUUCACAAACUUUUGUACACACAAAGGGCUUAAAUAAAGUCCUUAACUGAUGUCUUUGCCAUUUGCUCUGUUCUGGUUGUUUUACUUAUGAAGCACUAAUAACAACUAAAGAGCUAUAAGUAAAAUGAGUAAUAAAAAUCUCAUCAAAUGCUUAAGUAUUUCAGCGUUGUAAAAUAAAAAUGUGAAAUGUGUUGCAAAA
Seriola aureovittata is the source of this 2417-nucleotide messenger RNA. RefSeq names its product glomulin, FKBP associated protein a (gene glmna). Gene Ontology annotation, cellular component: cytoplasm. Gene Ontology annotation, molecular function: ubiquitin-protein transferase inhibitor activity. The record is from RefSeq and is a predicted model, not a curated record. Bases 127 to 1926 code for a protein of 599 amino acids. Lineage: Eukaryota; Metazoa; Chordata; Actinopteri; Carangiformes; Carangidae. The transcript has 19 exons.